This is a messenger RNA of Telopea speciosissima, 621 nucleotides long. Its product is annotated as LOB domain-containing protein 24-like. NCBI's taxonomy places the organism in Eukaryota, Viridiplantae, Streptophyta, Magnoliopsida, Proteales, Proteaceae. The record is from RefSeq and is a predicted model, not a curated record. The transcript is spliced from 2 exons. Bases 142 to 621 code for a protein of 159 amino acids.
UGGGACUAAUGGUGUUCUUUAUAUUUGAAAAAAAAUAAGAAACAAAUCUAUUACAAAAUCUCACAAUAAGAUUUGGUUUAAGAGAGUAAAUCCAUUUCUAGAUUUUUCUAAGGUCUCUAGUAGAUUCUGCAUAAUCCAAGAAUGUCUCAUUCCACACGUUGUGCAGCUUGCAAAUCUCUGAGAAGGAGAUGCCCUCAAGAUUGCAUUCUUGCCCCUUAUUUCCCUUCAAAUAAUCCUCAAAGAUUUGCUUCUGUUCAUAAAAUCUUUGGUGCCAGCAAUAUCACUAAGAUUUUACAGCAAUUACCAGUCCAUCAACGAGCAGAAGCAGCAGAUUGCAUGUCAUUUGAAGCAACUUCAAGGAUUCAAGACCCAGUUUAUGGUUGUGUUGGGAUUAUAUCUCAAUUACAGCAACAGAUACUAACCACUCAAUGUGAACUUGCAAUGACACAAGCUCAACUUGCCUUCUACUAUGCACAACAAGAAGCCCAACAAGAGAAACCAAUGGCUCAAUCCCAAAUUCAAUAUGAUGGACCAUCGUGGUGGUUCGAUCCGAACCGGCUAGAGCCCUUUUAUUUGGACCAACCCUUAUUAGACUUUCAUCAACCACCAGGCUUUCUCUAG